AUGCCCAAGAACGAUGACAAUCUAACUUUCUCUACGGAGAUACGUACUUCCACUCAGACUCGUACAUCCACCGCAUGCGGAUCCCACGAUGAUACUGCUAUCGCGAGAAAUUCAAGUGAUCCAGUAACAUCACCAUGGUCGUCAUCUUCGCCUUUAUGUAAAGACGAGUCUUACAAAUCGGAUGAAGCACCAAAGCCGCAUCUGGGGUCUAGAAUCUGGGCAGUAACUCAGCGGCAGCUCGCAUGCAACGAAAAUCGAUAUGCGCUGCAGAUGAGUGUUGCAUUCUUAGUCGCAACCUUGUUCGUUGUUGUCGAGCCAAUCUCCAAAUUUGCACCCAACGCAUUUUGGGUCGGUGUUUCUGUGGUAACUGUUCUCGACAAUACCGUAGGCGGUUUCCUAGCACUCAGUAUCCAACGAAUGAUUGGCACCAUUAUUGGCGGCGGCAUGUCGAUCAUCGUCAUGACAGUAUCACGAGCUAUAUUCCCAACAUGGAGUCCCGGAGCAACUGUAUUUCUAUGCUUUCUGACGUUCUGUCAGGUGUUUACCAUUACGCGGAUCAAGUUGAGACCGAACAUGAAUUAUGCCGGUGGAAUAGGUCUGUUGACAACUGUAAUUAUUCUGCUUUCUGGAUAUCAUGAACUGAUCCAUGAUAGGAUUUCUGGCUGUGCCGAGUUGGGGUUUUGGAGAAUGUUCGAUUUAAUUAUUGGAAUAUUUAUUGCAAUGUGGGCAUCAUUAUGUAUUUUUCCGUUAAAGGCGCGUAAUACAAUGCGAAAAAACCUUGGAGAAGCAUUAGAAGAAGCGGCAGAUUUAUACGAGCGUGCAGCAAUAUAUUGUCUCGAUCUAUCCAGGGACGAGAUAUCAGUAAACCUUAGUAUCGAGCGAAAAAAGGUUCACAAUCCACUACUGAGGAACCAUAGCAGCAGCAGCACUGACGACGACGAUGACGAUGAUGACGACGAUGACGACGACGAUGAUAUAGAACAGGAGAUCUCAAAAACGACAGAAGAUAUUGAAAAGCAACAACAACCACGACAAACUACGAUUCAGAUUGAGGAACCAGAGCGACCGACGCUCAGUCAUGACAUGAAAAUCUGGAACCACGAGCUUAUCAACGAACUAUGUGAUAAAGCGUUCCGAGUACUAUCCAGGCUCCAAACAGAAGCAACUCGUUUGCGCAGCGUAUCCAAAGAGUAUCACCUGCAAGUACCUAUACACUAUGUGUGUGGUGGUGGUAGAGAAAGAUGCCGAAAGGAUCUUCGCCGAACGAAACAGUAUAGCGACUCAAUUGAUGCCAUGAAACGAAUUGUAUGGCCUUUGGUUUCGUUUCGACUACUUUUACCGCUUAUUAAAAUCCAUAACGAUUCCAAGGAUUCAAGAAACGCACUUCAUGAUCGAGCCACGCCAACUCAAGCUUUGUUGGAAAACUUUGAAGACAGUCUGUGGGUCAUGCGCAAGCUUGCUGCUAUGCUCAAGGAUACAAAGCGUAAGCUAAGCGACGAGCCCGAUUGGCCAACGCUGCAUUGGCGCGUCAUGAACGGAACAACUCUGGUACAAGAAGAGCUUAUGCAAACGAUCAGCAUCAGCCAGAAUUCGGAUUCUGUCGAUGGUCUGAAGCUUCUAUCCUAUUACGGCUUUCUUGUUCGGUGUUCAACUAUAUGGCAAGGCUUGGAAACAAUUGUAAAUGAACUGGGUCCACAGAACAGUAGUCAAUCCCUUUCAUCCAUCAGUCAUCUUUCUUAUUCGCCUUCCUCUCAAGAGUUACUCCAUGCCCAAGAGUGA
Messenger RNA from Zychaea mexicana, 1779 nucleotides. RefSeq names its product aluminum activated malate transporter-domain-containing protein. NCBI's taxonomy places the organism in Eukaryota, Fungi, Mucoromycota, Mucoromycetes, Mucorales, Lichtheimiaceae. The coding region runs from base 1 to 1779 and encodes 592 amino acids. Gene Ontology annotation, biological process: malate transport. The record is from RefSeq and is a predicted model, not a curated record. The transcript has 5 exons.